This is a messenger RNA of Oldenlandia corymbosa var. corymbosa, 2266 nucleotides long. The record is from the annotation of a GenBank genome assembly. Lineage: Eukaryota; Viridiplantae; Streptophyta; Magnoliopsida; Gentianales; Rubiaceae.
AUGGUCCAACUACAUAACUUUUUCUUUUUAAUUACUUCCAUGGUCGUGCCUCGUGGCACGGCAGCACCCGUACUAUUGAAAUGGUUCGUCAGUAGAGAUGUUCCCACAGGUGCCCCUUUUUAUAAUGUUACUAUAAUUCCUAUUCCUAUCCCUUCAUUCCCUCUUUUGGUCUAUCUACAUUCAAGGAAAUUCAUACGCUCCACGAACAGAGCAAAAAGUUCUGUCUUGGUCAGAGCAAGCCGCCCUAUUUUAUUUUCAGACAUAAUUGGGAGAAGCUCAUCCGAAACUAGAGCUAGAAACGCCUUAUUUCGUUUCGUUCUCGUUCUUCAUUUCCUUCUUCUCGAAUCCAAGGCUGACUUCUCAUAUUUAGAAUCUUUCUGCGGUGUGCUCUGUUUACUAUUCUUUUGUACUUUCUUCUUUUUACCACGCGAUAAGUCAGCGAAGCGUGAGCGGGCGCGGAGAAGGAAAGGCCAAAGACUUUGGCCUAACGGGAAUGAGCAACGACGAGAUGACAAGAUGAGGUGUCCCCGGCACCCCCAUUUAGAAAGAAGGGUCGAAGGAAAUUUUAGGUCUGUAGCUUUCUCCGCCCCCCCUUCGUCAGGCGGUGCUUGUGUGGGGGGUGCGCCAUCAGAAAUCGGGCUUGAAGCUCUCACCUUACCAACGAGCCGACAGCUGAUGGCUGUUGGUCACGACUACUACCAAAAAGCUCUAAUCAAGAUGAAUAUUUCACAUGGAGGAGUGUGCAUCUUUAUGUUGGGUGUUCUUCUGUCGUGCGACCCGGCGGCUUAUGUGCGACCUGUGGCCCACGCCUCCUAUUUGUUCAGGGCGGGCGGCGUGAACUCUGAUUCGAUCCGGGUAUUCAAUCCCGCCGCUGAGAUGCUCAGUUGACUCCUUAACCUUGAUAGGAAGAUGGCUUAUUCCAAUUCAAGAAUUCGUGCAUAAGGGUAAGGAACUUUGGAUGAAUUAAUGCGAAUGGGCGUAAGCUUCGCUGCUCGGAAACACCCAGUGCUGACCACACUGAGAGACACAAAAGCGCAGGUAACGCCAGUUGGCGAAAUGGCGUUAAGCAUCCCUAGCGGUACGAAAAAAGGGGUCGUGAUGAUAUCAUCUACGUCCGUACCGCUCCUCGUGGAGUAGAUCCCGCAUCCAACCAAGUCUUUGACCAGGGAACGGGGAAAUUCCCACUAACGCUGUCAGGCCAGCCGGGCCGUGAGCGCGGUGGGAACGGGCUUCCCAAAAAGCCAGCCCGGGCCGGGGUCAGCAUAGAAUGAAGGGGGCGGCCCUAAUGUUGUGUUGGCAAAGCCAACUUCUUGGGUUGCGGGCGGAAAAAGCGGACGUGGGGACUCUGAUCGGGGCGCAGCGUAACUAAGAGAGCCAUUCUAUUUAGGUCGAGACAAAAUGGGCGGUCUGGUGUUUGAGCCGAUUGGUCAGACGACUUCACUUAUUAAAUUAGUAUUAGCCGAACGAACGAAGCUAUUAGAAGUCCAGCCCGUAAUGGAAUAGAAAGAACGCGAAGCGCUAGCGCGGAAGGGUCGUUUUUUGGGGGGGAUAAUGUGAAGAAGCAAGCUUAUCCUCGUCCCGACCGGCAGUGCUAGCUUUCCUCAUCUCUCCUAAACUUCCCCCGGUCUUCGGCCUGAGCUGUAUGAGGCAGAAACUCGUCUCACGUACGGUUCGGAGGCCGAGCCCCACCCCAGAAGUCAGGGUGCGGCUUAGGUCAACUAACACAAAGAAGAUACAGUUCACUCAACGAUUGCCCUUGGGUUCCGAACUCCAUAUGGGGAAGGAGCGUUGUUGUUUGCGAAGUCUCGAUCAUUUACAUGGACCCACUUUUCAUUCCAUUUGUGGGAAUUUGAUGAUUUAUAAACCGUCUCUAACAAACGAUCGGCUCAUGUUUGAGCAUGAUGAAUCAUUUCGUGCCAACCUGGUGCCAAUCCACUUUCCAGCCGCAUAUGAGAAUGGAAAACUGGAGCAUUUUCUGCAUCGGUGGAUGAAGAAUCACGAACAUAAUAAUUUCUGGUUGACCAUGUUCCCAGAAAAAAGAUACUUUCGGGAAAGGACGAGCACGACUGAAGUGGCUAUACAUACAAAUCUAUUUACGGAUCUAUAUGCUUUGAUUGGAACUUCCAGUUCCAGAACAGGCGGCUGGUAUACCACCAUAAUGAAACUGCCUUUUCUUUUUUUUAUUUGGAUCGGAUUUUUGUUGGCUUCGUUGGGAGGCUUGCGUAGUUUGUUACGUCAGCUCCAAAAGGAUAAGUUGCGUUGGAAU